Lodderomyces beijingensis is the source of this 1104-nucleotide messenger RNA. NCBI's taxonomy places the organism in Eukaryota, Fungi, Ascomycota, Pichiomycetes, Serinales, Debaryomycetaceae. The record is from the annotation of a GenBank genome assembly.
AUGUUUUCCAAUUUUGGCUCCGCAAUGUUUGGAGGAGGAGCAAUGCCGGGCUUCGGCAUGGCGGUGAGCAACAACUUUGAAGAGUAUUUCCGAUGUUACCCCAUAUCCAUGAUGCCCGACUUGAUCCGUAAAGACGACGCCAAUUUCGGGGGCAAGAUCUUCUUGCCGCCAUCGGCAUUGCAUAAAUUGACCAUGCUACAUAUCAGAUACCCCAUGCUAUUUGAAAUCAAAAACGAGCAAAAAGACGUCACCACCCAUAGCGGAGUCUUGGAAUUCGUCGCUGAGGAAGGCAGGUGCUAUAUCCCUCAAUGGAUGAUGAACACGCUCGAGCUACAGCCGGGCAGUCUAGUCAGGAUCAACAAUUGCGAUUUGCCGUUGGGGAGCUUUGUCAAGAUUGAGCCGCAGAGCGUUGAUUUCUUGGACAUUAGUGACCCCAAAGCGGUGUUGGAGAAUGUGUUGAGGAAAUUCUCGACGCUCACGGUUAACGACAUCAUCGAGGUCAAUUACAACGAUAGCACUUAUGGCAUCAAGGUGUUGGAGGUGAAACCCGAUUCUAGUUACCACGGGAUAUGUGUGGUGGAAACUGAUUUGGAGACGGAUUUUGCGCCACCUGUAGGUUACGUCGAACCGGAAUACACGCCAAAGAGCAUGACUCCUUCGGAGCGGAAUCUGAAGCCGAUAAACCCUAGCAGUGUCAAUCGCGGAGCCGGUGCUGCCACAAUGGCGCAGUCAAUCAACUACGCCCUGAUGGUUAAGGACGCGAUGAACGGCGAGUCGAGGUUUGGGGGUGCAGGAAACAAGCUUUCUGGUAAAAAAGUUGAAGAGCAACCGAAACGGAGCAUCCAGAUUGAUGAACUAGACCCCGAUGCGCCCGCGGUGCCGUUGACGCUUCCGGAUAAUCAAUUGUUUUUUGGAUUCCCCGUUACUCUCCCCACGCAGGAAGAAAUUGAAGAGGAUGCCAAGGAUCAACAGAAGCAGAAGGAGCAAGCUUUCAGCGGCUCUGGCCAGUCGCUUAGGCAGAGUAAGAAACGGAAGGACAAGAGCAUCAACCAUCCAUCGUUAAAGAAUCAUGAGAGGAGUCCCGACGUGAUUGAGAUUGAUUGA